AUGGCUGUUCUUUCUCACUCCAGCCUGAGCGCCCUUUUGGCAGCAAUCCUCUCCUUCGUCUUACUAUUCAGUAGUCCUGUUGCUAUGGCGGAGUCCAAUCGAGAAGUGCAAACCAUAGCGCCACCAAAGCAUUAUGGCAUGCUCCUGUUUCAGGCCUUCGAGACGUUGGACGUAUUCGGCCCGCUCGAUGCUCUCCAAAUAUUGUCGCGAAAUCACACGAUGAAUCUUUCUCUCAUAUCGAGCUCGAAUACUCUUGAUCCAGUAACCACUCGGCCUCGAGCUCCGGGCAUGAACCCGAGGAACUCGAGUUUCUCCCAAAGCGUCCUUCCGACUCACACGAUAAAAGACGCCCCAGACCUGGACGUUCUCAUAAUUCCUGGCGGUCUCGGAACCAGAGCGCCGGAUUUGAACGCAAUGAUUGACUACAUCAGAACAACCUAUCCAAAACUGCAAUAUCUUAUCACAGUGUGCACGGGUACUGGCCUAGUAGCUCAAGCUGGUAUACUUAACGGCAGAAGAGCGACGACCAACAAGAGUUCCUGGGCAAGUACCGUCGCGCUUGGUCCUAAGGUCAAAUGGCAAGGCCAUGCACGGUGGACUGUCGAUGGGAAUAUCUGGACAUCUUCGGGUAUCAGUGCUGGCAUUGACGUGACAUUUGCCUUCAUCCAACAUGUCUAUGGAGACGAUGAAGCUACUGAUAUUGCAAACCUGAUGGAGUAUGAAAGGCAUCAGGAUCCCAAAUGGGAUCCGUUCGCCGGUAUUUUCAACGUCACUCCGCCAUGA
Messenger RNA from Endocarpon pusillum Z07020, 783 nucleotides. RefSeq lists its product as uncharacterized. The record is from RefSeq and is a predicted model, not a curated record. The transcript is spliced from 2 exons. The coding region runs from base 1 to 783 and encodes 260 amino acids. NCBI's taxonomy places the organism in Eukaryota, Fungi, Ascomycota, Eurotiomycetes, Verrucariales, Verrucariaceae.